Aureobasidium namibiae CBS 147.97 is the source of this 906-nucleotide messenger RNA. RefSeq lists its product as uncharacterized. The transcript is spliced from 3 exons. Lineage: Eukaryota; Fungi; Ascomycota; Dothideomycetes; Dothideales; Saccotheciaceae. Gene Ontology annotation, molecular function: protein binding. Bases 1 to 906 code for a protein of 301 amino acids. The record is from RefSeq and is a predicted model, not a curated record.
AUGGAAUCCCCAAGGAAGGAAUUGAUGUCUGCCCUCUCCACACUCCACUUGGGUGGUAAAUACUCUGAUCUUACUGUCAAAUGCAACUCUCGGGAAUACAACGUUCACCGAGCCAUUCUUUGCUCACGAUCUGGAUUCUUCGAUGGCGCCUGUAGCAACCAGUUUCGCGAAGCUCAGACCGGUCUGAUCGACCUGAGCGAGGAGGACGAAGAAGCCGUCGAGCACAUGAUCCACUACUUUUACCACCUGGACUACCUUGUUAGCGAGGAUGAGGAAGAGCCGGCUUCUCCUGUCUUCCGUCACCGUGCGCAAGAGGCCCUCCGCCAGAGACCUCAAAAGCUUGAUCUCUCUCACAUCGUGGACCCCCUUUUCGCUCAGGCGGCUGCUUGCGCCCCACCCACGCCAGUUACGCCCACGGAAGGCAUAGACCCCCUUUCGCGCGCAAGGCACGACUCGAGCGUUGAUCACUCACCGCGUGCAACGAGCCCUAAAGGCAAGACCGGUCUUCGCGGCGCCGGUGCCGGCAGCCCUUCAAACUCUGGGUCCGAGUGUGAUUCUGAAGAGGACGAAGAUUGCGAGUACGAAACCGACGAAUCAAACCUCCUCACUCACACUCGUGUCUACGCGUUGGCCGAGAAGUACGACAUUCCUGCAUUGAAGGAUCUCGCAAAAAGCAAAUUCGAAAUGGCCAUGGCUUGCUACUACGACUCGCCAGAGUUUGCCGAUGCCAUCGAGGAAGUUUACUGCUCGACCAUUGACAACGACCGUGGUCUCCGGGAUGUUGUCCUCCAAGCCUUCAGGAGUCACCCUCAACUCGCCAGUACUCAGGAUGUUUUUGGUGUCAUCAAGCGCACUCCGACUCUGGCAUUUGAGCUCUGGAAGACCGAGAGAGGAAUCCCUGUCUGA